CGGCACUAUACCUUUCCUCCUUUAGAAAGGGGACCGCACAGAUCAAACUUCAACUGCGGCGCAGCACACACACGCUGUGAAUCGCUGGAUUUACAAACACAAAAGUUUCAGACUGCGCAGGCCCGCUAUUUUUAAUCCGAUCUGAUCUGCAGCUGCAAGAGGACUUCUUUUUUUUAACGAGUCUCCUGUUUUCGAUUUGAAGAUAACAGCUAAUGUACCAACGCAAAUUCUUGUUUCACUGCUAAAAGCAAAUACGGUGUUUGCAGCUCCUCGGACUAAAUCACUUUUCUUUACUGAUAUUAUUACAGGAAUGGGCUGCUUUGGAAUGUAACUAAAGAAUGCAUUUUACUGUUCGUAUUCAGCUGUAACCUAAAGCAUUUUUGUACUGCAUUUGGUUUUAGUUUUUUUGCAUUUUUGAAAAGCACAUCUCUAAUCUGGGAUUGUUUGAGUUUUUUUGGAAUUGAAACCUGUUAAUUGGAAUCAGAAUUCUUCCGACUAAGAAGAAAGGACAUAAAAAAAACUAUUUUGCUUUUCAUUUUGAAUUCUCUAAAAGAUCUGGGAUUGCUUGCCGUACAUAUCCUUCUAUCAACGCGGAAUAAAACCUGUGUGUGAUUUUUUCCUCCUGAAUUAUUUAAAUUAUUUUACUUAUAUAAAAAAUGUCUAACUGUCCAAAAAACAUUGACUCUACUUUCCAAGAAAACUUUUUGCCUCCGGUAUUCGGGGUGGAGUUUUGCGUGGCACUUUUGGGCAACAGCCUGGCUAUAUGGCUUUUGCUAACACGAGAAAGAAGACACUGGCACACAGGAAUCGUCUUUGUCUUUAACCUGGCUGUUUGCGACCUCCUCUACGUGCUGUCCUUGCCCCUGUUAAUCUACUACUAUACGAACGACAAGAACUGGAUCUUCAGCGACGCGCUCUGUCGGAUAGAACGGUUCCUGUUUACCUGCAAUUUAUACGGGAGCAUCUUUUUCAUCACCUGCAUCAGCCUGAACCGCUACGUGGGGAUUGUGCACCCGUUUUUCAUGCGCAGCUACGUGCAACCCAAACACGCCAUGAUGGUCAGCCUCGCGGUGUGGUUCUUGGUGAUCGGCAUUUGCUCGCCCGUCUUCCAUUUCUCGAUGACGGAGGAGAAGGGAAACACAACGGAGUGUCUGGGAAGCGCGACUCAUGAUAAAAUCACAGAGUACAUUCCCUAUAGCUUGUUCCUGGCCUCCUUCGGGUGCGCGUUGCCGUUUUUGGCUACUUUCGCUUCCUAUUUUGCCAUCCUGGUGGUGGUUUGGAAAAACGACAACAUUACAAAUGCGGAGAAAAUAAAAAUAGGGGAAUUGAUUUUCACAGUCAUUGUGCUGUACGUGGUCUCCUUCAUCCCCUACCACGUUCUUCGUAACGUUAACCUGUUUAACAGAGAUGAUAGCUGCUCCAGCGCCCCCAGCUUGGCAAUCUAUAAUGCCUACCAAGUUAGCAAAGUACUGGUUACUUUCAACAAGUGCAUCCAUCCUCUACUCUACGUAUCGGUUUUCGACAGCAUGAGGGCUAUUUGUGGACUGUCCACCUCUAGCGAUUCAACAGACACCAGGUACGAGGCGCUGCAAACUUCAGUGGACUCUUAGCUGUUAUGCACGUGUCACCUUAUCACAUGGACUGUGGCAACGGUGGCAUUGUACUGCAACACGGGCGCGUAAAUGGAAGUGUCUGCACGCCUGAUUUCAGCUUGCAGUUUUAUAAUGAGCUUGACGGUGUGCAGCGGGGACACACAUACAGGACUGCAUUCUCUGAGCUCUUUUGACUGCAGGGGUGGUGGAAACAGCAGUAAGAUGAAAAUAAACUUUGUGUUUUCCUUUGGAUCUGUGUGUCUAUUCUUAGAAAUAUGCAAAAACCAAAUGUGAAAAACACACAGGAUCAUAUUCAUAAAGUAUUUACCACCAUGCUCACCUAACACCAGCUUCUUUAUUAUUAUUUUUUUUAAUUGUUGUGUUAAAAAGCUUCGAAUAAGUAAGGCGUUCCAUUUUUUCUCAAAGGGUAAAAAUACAUAAAUUGCAAAACCCUUUAAACAUGCAAGAUAAACAUCGCAACUGCUGACACGUUUGAAAACUGAUCACACAUUUCACUCGUAAACACACCUGCAGCAAAACCUUGAACCCACCCUCUAAUUCUGUACACAUAAUUGCAUUCCUGAAGCCGAGGGAACACACAGUCACUUUGUGGCUUGGAACUUGGUUUCAGGAGAACAGGUUUCGGGCCACUGCACGACACAUGAGGGGAGACUUGGGGUUUAAUACAGCAAACUCAGACUAGGACUCCUGGAACCAGGUUUCAAGCCACUGCUCCUGAUAAACUGUCUUUGUGUUCCUCAGCUUCACACACCUGUUUCCUUUGAGAGUGAUUCCUUCUCCAAAUGCAGGUAUCUUGUGUAAUUGCCACAGUCAACGCUGGAUUAUUUAAACAGGUGUUCCACUGCUGGAAACUCCAUCAGCACAACUUAAUAAAGAUUGCUUCACAUGAGAAUCAUGCAGAAGAAGCCUCUAUAAGAGGAGAAGCUCAGCUUUUAUUGACACAAGAGAGCUAGAAGCUGCUUUUACAUCUACACACAUGUAUGAUAUGUCUGUUUUUUAUUAUUCAUUUAAAAAGUAUCACAAAAUUGUAAAAAAUAAAAUAAAAUAAAUAAAACAUAGUGUAGAUCUCGGACGUAUUUCAGUUUCUUCUUUUUUGUUCACGCUUUACUUUCUUGUUGUAAAAGUCAUCAG
This is a messenger RNA of Acipenser ruthenus (sterlet), 2744 nucleotides long. RefSeq names its product P2Y purinoceptor 11-like. Lineage: Eukaryota; Metazoa; Chordata; Actinopteri; Acipenseriformes; Acipenseridae. The coding region runs from base 657 to 1610 and encodes 317 amino acids. The transcript has a single exon. Gene Ontology annotation, biological process: G protein-coupled receptor signaling pathway; cellular response to ATP; calcium-mediated signaling. Gene Ontology annotation, molecular function: neurotransmitter receptor activity; G protein-coupled ATP receptor activity. The record is from RefSeq and is a predicted model, not a curated record. Gene Ontology annotation, cellular component: plasma membrane.